GCCCGGCGGCGGCGGCGGCCGUUCAGAAUGUCGAGCGCGCCAGGGGGUGGCCGAGCAGUCCCUCCCUCCGGCGGACGCGCGGCGGCGGCGGCAGCGGCAGCUGCUGCGGGAGGGGGGGAGGAGGAGGCGGCGCCUGUGUCGGCGCUGGAGGUUGUGUCCUUCCUGGGGAAACUACUGUGCGCAGUCGCGGCGCUGAAGGCGGCUCUCUACCUGCUCCGCAGAGUCUGUCUAGCGAUGGCCUGGAAGUCAGGAGGCGCCAGUCACUCCGAGCUCAUCCACAACCUCCGCAAAAAUGGAAUAAUCAAGUCAGAUAAAGUAUUUGAAGUAAUGCUUGCCACAGAUCGUUGCCAUUAUGCAAAAUGCAACCCCUAUAUGGACUCUCCUCAAUCAAUAGGAUUCCAAGCAACAAUCAGUGCUCCACAUAUGCAUGCGUAUGCUCUAGAACUCCUGUAUGACCAGUUAUAUGAAGGUGCCAAAGCCCUUGAUGUAGGUUCAGGAAGUGGAAUUCUUACUGCCUGCUUUGCACGGAUGGUUGGUCCCAAAGGACGAGUUGUAGGAAUUGAUCAUAUCAAAGAAUUGGUAGAUGAAUCAAUAAAUAAUGUCAGAAAAGAUGAUCCUUCAUUGCAAUCUUCAGGAAGAGUGAAGCUGAUUGUGGGGGAUGGAAGAAUGGGAUAUCCAGAAGAAGCUCCAUAUGAUGCUAUUCAUGUAGGAGCUGCCGCACCAGUUGUACCCCAAGCACUUAUAGAUCACUUGAAGCCUGGUGGAAGGCUAAUAUUACCUGUUGGACCUGCUGGAGGAAACCAGAUGCUGGAACAGUAUGAUAAGCUAGAAGAUGGCAGUGUCAAAAUGAAGCCUCUGAUGGGAGUGAUAUAUGUGCCUUUAACAGAUAAGGAGAAGCAGUGGUCAAGGUGGAAGUGAUUUUCUGUUCAACUUUCUUCUUCCACACACUUACACAUACAAGGGAUGAAUUGUAAAAGCUACGUCACCUGACCCAAACGUUGUGUUAACAGUGGACUGCUCAUCUCCAAUUCUAAAAAAGCUUUUUCAAAACCAACAGCAGUGCAGCUUGUUUUGGACUUUGUUACGCUGUUAUCAGCAUGGAAAAGUGUGUUGUUCUUUAAUUUUAUUUUGUAGUGAUUUAUUGCAAGUUUGGUAAACAACUGAUGGAAAGUUUAAAUUUGGGUAAUGUUUCUUUUCAACAUGCCCUUAUUUUCACCUGUUUAAAGAAAUGAAGGAUAUCUGCAAAUAGACCUGCAAUUGGCUACCUUUGCAUUUUUGAUUGGGAAGCAUUUUUGAACACUUGUUUCAGCUCCAGUGUUCCUCCAUCCAACUGCUUAUCUGCACUUUCUGACACUACAUGUGCACUCAAAGAUUCUUUGUGUUCAGCCGUCUCUUAGAUGCUACUAAAGUGAGAUGAACUUCCUCUUUAAAGCUUUCAACGUGGUGUCAUAGAUUAGCAUGUAGUAUACACAAUCAGCUGCUUUUCCCUUUAAAUACCAGACAUGUAUAUAAACUUCAGGGCAACAGAAGUGACAGUUCUUGAUGUAUAGUUUGCUGUUCAGGAUGGACAUAACUGACAUAGUUUACCCUUUCCUUAACUUUUAGAUUAAUUUAGUGAUUCAUAGUCCAGUCUUGUUUUCUAGCUGACUUGCAGAACUGAUGUAUCUGAGUUUAAUAUAACCAAUACUGUGUAAGCUAUGUCCUAAUCAUUGAACAGAUUAUGCAGUGCUGCUUUGCCAAAUAAAAUUAAAACCAAAAA
Gekko japonicus is the source of this 1759-nucleotide messenger RNA. RefSeq names its product protein-L-isoaspartate (D-aspartate) O-methyltransferase (gene PCMT1). The transcript is spliced from 8 exons. The record is from RefSeq and is a predicted model, not a curated record. The coding region runs from base 28 to 918 and encodes 296 amino acids. Gene Ontology annotation, cellular component: cytoplasm. Lineage: Eukaryota; Metazoa; Chordata; Lepidosauria; Squamata; Gekkonidae. Gene Ontology annotation, biological process: protein modification process. Gene Ontology annotation, molecular function: protein-L-isoaspartate (D-aspartate) O-methyltransferase activity.